Messenger RNA from Corythoichthys intestinalis (scribbled pipefish), 7362 nucleotides. RefSeq names its product dedicator of cytokinesis protein 2-like. The record is from RefSeq and is a predicted model, not a curated record. Gene Ontology annotation, biological process: cell migration; small GTPase-mediated signal transduction; myoblast fusion. The coding region runs from base 534 to 6047 and encodes 1837 amino acids. Lineage: Eukaryota; Metazoa; Chordata; Actinopteri; Syngnathiformes; Syngnathidae. The transcript is spliced from 53 exons. Gene Ontology annotation, molecular function: guanyl-nucleotide exchange factor activity; small GTPase binding. Gene Ontology annotation, cellular component: plasma membrane; cytoplasm.
AAAAAUGUGGCGGGUGAACUAAAACGCCCACACACCUCCACUUGGUUCUGCGGUUCUGAAACCAGGUUUUGACUUGGGCGUCGGUCAUUUUCAGGCUCUUGGCCAAGGCGGCCCUCUCGGCGCUGGCCAGGUACUUCUGACGGUGGAAACGUUUCUCCAGUUCGCAGAUUUGCACCCUGGAAAAGGACGUUCGUGGCUUUUUCCUUUUCGGGGGUGUCCGGUUCUGAUACGGGUGGCCUAUUCGCCGCGUCACUGAGAAUGGAACCAGAGCCGCUGAAUGUGAGCAGAGAAACACACACCCAGCAGAUUCUCAGAAAUUCUCAUCUGUAAAAGUGGCUUAUAUCACAGAAAGAGUGCAGCUGAGGAGAAAACAAGGCCUCUCAGCAGGAAGAGAAGAGAAAAGAGGAAGAGACAAAGAAGGGAGGAGGGUUAACAGCUUUCCAGUUUGGGUAGAAUAAAUAUAAUAAAGUAAAAAAUUAAAGAGGCACCGAAAUAAACAACAUUGGUGAACAAAGUCAAUGACAUGAGAAAUUAUGACUCCUUGGACAACGACCACCAUGGAGCGAUAUGGUGUAGCCAUGUGGAACUUUGCUGGCAAUGGGCAAAAUCAGCUCUCUCUGGAGGUUGGAGACACAGUCUUCAUUCAAGAGACCUGCGAUGGGUGGUACAAAGGCUACUUGGCCAGGAACAAAGCCCAUCAGGGUGUAUUCCCUGCCAGUUUCGUACACCUGAAGGAGGUAAUUGUUGCGCAUCGUCGUGAUAAGGAGGUGGUGAUGUCUGCAGAGAUGCCUCUAGUGAAAGAGGUGACCAUGACACUGAGAGAAUGGGGAAGCAUAUGGAAGCAGCUCUUUGUGGCUAACAAGGGGACGAGUGUAAGGCAGGUGCAGAGGCUGAUGUGGGAGCUGAUGGAAUGGCGUUCCCAGCUCCUCUCUGGAACUCUGCCCACAGAUGAAUUCAAGGAACUCAGACAGAAGGUUAUCUCCAAGAUUGAUUAUGGAAACAAGAUUUUGGAGCUGGAUCAAGUGGUUCGAGAUGAGCAUGGGAAUAUUUUGGACCCUGAACAGGCCAGUAUCAUCAGUCUGUUCCGGGCCCACGAGGAAGCCUCUGCCAAGAUCAACGAACGCAUAAAAGAGGAGCAAUCCAACAUUCAGACAGAACACAGUGGCUUCUCGGCGCGCAUCCAGUCGUCACCCACACAUAGCCUCUAUGUCUUUGUCAGGAACUUUGUGUGUCGUGUGGGAGAAGAUUCAGAACUCUUCAUGUCUCUCUAUGACCCUAAUCAACAAACAAUCAUCAGCGAGAACUAUUUAAUUCGGUGGGGCAGCAAAGGUUUCCCCAAAGAAAUUGACAUGCUCAACAACCUCAAGGUUGUCUUUACAGAUCUAGGGAAUAAGGACCUGAGCAGGGAGAAGAUUUACCUUAUCUGUCAGAUAGUCCGAGUGGGUAGGAUGGAUCUGAAGGAGAGCAACAAGAAGUGCACUCAGGGUCUUAGGCGUCCUUUUGGAGUGGCAGUUAUGGACAUCAGUGACAUAAUCAAAGGAAAGGUUGAAUGUGAUGAGGAGAAGCAGUUUUUCAUCCCUUUCUUCCCGGUUGUGGCCGAAAACGACUUUCUCCACACCUUUCUGAACAAAGUGACUACAUCCCGAGGGGACAGCGGUGGUCAAGGACUCUGGGUGACAAUGAAAGCUCUGGUUGGCGACAUUAUCCAGAUACGCAAAGAAUAUCCUCACCUGGUGGACCGAAGCACAGUGGUCGCUCGCAAGCUAGGCUUCCCCGAGAUCAUCAUGCCAGGAGACGUGCGCAAUGACAUAUACCUUACACUGCAGGGCGGCGACUUUGACAAGUACAACAAGACCACGCAGAAAAAUGUGGAGGUCAUCAUGUGCGUGUGUGAUGAGAAGGGCAAGGUUGUACACAACUCCAUCUGUCUAGGAGCAGGGGAUAAGGCGACAAGUGAAUACAGAUCAGUCAUCUACUACCAAGUCAAACAACCCCGCUGGAUGGAGACAUUUAAGGUAGCUGUCCCUCUUGAGGAAAUGCACAAAAUCCAUCUUCGGUUCAUGUUUAGACAUCGCUCCUCUCAAGAGUCCAAGGACAAAAGUGAGAAAAAGUUUGCCAUGGCUUUCGUGCGUCUGAUGAAGAAUGACGGGACGGUCCUACAGGAUGGCCUUCAUGACCUUGUGGUAUUCAAGGGUGACAGCAAGCGCAUGGAGGAUGUGAACUGCUACUUGUCCUUGCCCUCCACCCGCCACCACUAUGGGGACCUCCACAAGGGAGCAGUACUGAGCCGUAGCACCAGCAACGUAAGCGGGGGCGGCUUAGGCCUGUCAGUCAGCUCGAGAGAUAGCUUCACCAUUUCCACCCUGGUCUGUUCCACCAAGCUCACCCAAAAUGUGGGCCUACUGGGGCUUCUCAAAUGGAGGACGCUACCUGAACUCCUGCGAGAAAACCUUGAAAAACUGAAGCUAAUCGAUGGAGAGGAAGUGGUCAAGUUCCUGCAGGACACAUUGGAUGCUUUGUUCAACAUCAUGAUGGAACACUCUCAGACUGACGAUUACGACAUUCUCGUGUUUGAUGCCCUGAUCUAUAUAAUAAGUCUCAUCGCAGACAGAAAAUUUCAGCAUUUUAACACCGUGUUGGAGGCCUACAUCAAGCAACAUUUCAGCGCCACUUUAGCCUACAAGAAGUUGAUGUCAGUGCUUAAGAGGUACCUGGACGUCUCAAGUCGAGGAGAGCACUGUGAGGCGAUUCUCCGAACCCUCAAAGCUCUGGAGUACAUCUUCAAGUUCAUCGUUCGCUCACGCAUGCUCUACUCCCAGCUUUACGUGGGCAAUGAGCAGGCAGAGUUUGAAGAGUCUUUGAGGAAGCUUUUUGAAUCCAUCAACAACCUGAUGAAGACAGACUACACAACCACUCUACUGCUGCGGGUUGCAGCCCUGAAGUACCUGCCAGCAGUCUUACAUGAUGUUGAGAAAGUAUUUGAUGCAAAAUUGCUAAGUCAGUUGCUGCAUGACUUUUAUUCCUGCAUCCCACCCGACAAACUCCAGAAACAGAAAGUGGCAUCUAUGACUGAAAUUGUCAACAGUCAACUUUUUAAGCGUUCAGAGUGCCGAGAUGUGUUGUUGCCAAUGAUGCUACGGGAGCUGAGCAGAGCUUUGGCAACCAUGGCAGAUGGGCCUCAUGAUGAGAGAAGAAAAAGUCUGGAAUUGCUCAACAAUAUUCUGGAGGUCCUAAGUAAAGACAAUGUGGGGGAAACGUUUCAGCACAUCCAAGACGUUGUGGUAUCUUUACUGAGAAUCAUCAACCAAACAGUCAUCACCAUGGGUCGAGAGCAUGCUCUAAUUUCCCGGGUGGUGGCUUGCAUGACAGCCAUCCUCAGUCAAAUGGAUGACCGUCAUUACUCGACAUACAUAGAAACCUUUGCGAGAACCUCAGAUCUGGUGGACUUUCUCAUGGAGUCCUUCCUACUUUUUAAAGACCUGAUCGGGAAGCAUGUGUACCCCUCUGACUGGAUGGCCAUGAUCAUGGUACAGAACAGGGUGUUCCUGAGAGCCAUCAAUACUUACGCUGACACAAUGAAUAAAAAGUUUCUCAACAAUGAUGACUUUGAAGUACAGUUGUGGAAUAACUACUUUCACUUGGCGGUUGCAUUCAUUACUCAGGAGUCUCUGCAGCUGCAACAUUUCUCGCCAACAAAGAGAAACAAGAUUCUCACCAAAUAUGGAGAUAUGAGACGACUCAUUGGCUUCGCGAUUCGCGACAUUUGGUUCAAACUGGGCAGCCAUAAGAUCUGUUUCAUACCUGGCAUGGUGGGUCCAAUCCUGGAGAUGACUUUGAUCCCAGAGGAGGAGUUGAGAAGAGCCACCAUUCCUAUUUUCUUCGACAUGAUCACCUGUGAACAUGGACACGCUGGCAAUUUCAACAAGUUUGAGAACGAGAUCAUUCUUAAGUUGGACCACGAGGUGGAGGGUGGAGGUGGAGAUGAGCAAUACAUGCAUCUACUGGAAACCAUACUUCUAGACUGUGCAGCAGAGAAGCCCUCAUUGAAGCCUCAGGUUCAGCACUUUGUUUCUUUGGUGAAGGGACUGCUCACCCGUCUCCUCGACUACCGCACCGUGAUGAGAGAUGAGAGUCGCAACAACCGCAUGAGUUGCACUGUUAAUCUUCUCAAUUUUUACAAGGACAUCAAUCGUGAAGGAAUGUAUAUCAGGUAUCUUUACAAAUUGCGGGACCUUCACCUGGAAGGAGAAAACUACACAGAGGCUGCGUACACACUGCUGCUGCACUCGCGCCUGCUCAAGUGGUCAGAUGACUUGUGUAGCCACUUUGAGUUCCCAGGCUCCCAAACCCAGCGGCAACUCAAAGAAACACUCUCCGACACCAUCAUCGACUAUUUUGACAUGGGGAAGAUGUGGGAAGAGGCCAUUAGUCUGUGCAAGGAACUUGCUGAUCAGUACGAGAACGAGAUCUUUGACUACGAACUACUCAGCAAAAGACUGGAGAAACAAGCAAAGUUCUAUGAGAAUAUCAUGAAGAUUCUGAGGCCCAAACCUGACUACUUUGCAGUGGGUUAUUAUGGGCAAGGCUACCCUCCAUUCCUCAGGAACAAGGUGUUCAUCCACCGAGGUAAAGAGUAUGAGCGCAGAGAAGAUUUUCAAAACCAGCUGAUGAGCCAAUUCCCCAGCGCCGUGCGCCUCAAUACAACCACCAUGCCUGGGGACGACAUCCGGAACUCUUCCCUCCAAUAUAUUCAGUGUUUCACCGUCAGACCUGUCCUCGAAAUCCCUCCACGCUUGAAGAAUAAACCAGUCCCAGACCAGAUCAUCAACUUCUACAAGUCCAACUACGUGCAGCGCUUUCAUUAUUCCAGACCUGUGCGGAAAGGACCAGUGGACCCAAACAAUGAGUUCGCUUCUAUGUGGAUCGAGCGUACAACUUUCACGACUGUGUACAAGUUGCCAGGCAUCCUACGCUGGUUUGAGGCUACCGAGAUGAAACAUACGACCUUGUCACCUUUGGAAAAUGCUAUUGAAACCAUGGAGUCCACCAAUGAUAAGAUUCUGGCCAUGAUCAACCAAUAUCAGGCAGACGGCACCCUUCCAAUUAACCCUCUCUCCAUGCUGCUCAAUGGUAUCGUGGACCCGGCAGUUAUGGGUGGCUUUGCCAAAUACGAAAAGGCUUUCUUUACAGAAGAGUACACUCUGCAGCAUCCAGGUGACAAAGAGAAACUACUACGCUUGAAAGACCUCAUUGCAUGGCAGAUUCCAUUGUUGGGUGGAGGCAUUGCUCUCCAUGGGAAAAGAGUCACCGAUGACCUGCGUCCCUUUCACGAGCGCAUGGAGGAAUGUUUCAAAGAACUGAAAAUGAAAGUGGAGAAAGAGUAUGGUGUAAGAGAGCUGUUGGACUUGGAUGAUAGGAAGUCUAACCGGCCUUGCUCUGUGCUGCGAUCUGUCCGUCAGUCCAUCGUCUCCAUUUCGUCAUUGCAAAGCUCUGAAUGUGCAACGCCAACUAAACUGUCUGUUGACAGGGACUUUCCCAAUGAGUUGUCUGUGGGCCCAACACUGCAACGCUCCAGCGGCAGCCUCAGCACCAGUACGCAGGAUGACGAUGUUUUGACCGUGGGUGAAGCUGAGGUCAAACUGAGAAAGAGUAAGAAGAAGAAGAAGAGAAGCAGCAUGAUUUUCAUCACAGAGGAGAGAGAACAGACAAACACCCUGGACUGCAAACGGCUGUCCAAGAAGCAGGAGUUCUGUAGCGACACCAACUUGUCAGACUCUAUUAUUGGACAAGUAUCACUCAACGGUGCUAACUCCAGGUCCCUGCCUGCUAUUACAGGAUUGUCUUUGACUGUUGCUGGCGGGGCGGAGGAGAUGGAAGGCACCCGAGCCAGGAGAGACAGCAAGUCCAUGUCCCUGUGUAUCACCUCAGACCGAACGGCAGACAGACGCUCCAAAGGUGUCAUCGGCCUUUUCUUCAAGUCCAAGAGUUCCAAGGCUGAUGAUGUGCUGAGCAGUGAUGUGGGCAAAGACAAGGACAAUCACUUCUGAUUCUUAUUUUAAUUUCUACUUUCUGUUCCGGGUUGUGCUUUUACCUUCUCAUUGAAUGUCCCAUUGCUUAAGUCACCUCAAAGUAAUACAGUAUACCUGUCAAUAAAUUCUGCAAUUAAAGGAUGACCUUUUGCCAGUAAGUUUAAUGAAUGCACGUAAAGCUAAAUGCCAUCUUGGAGCUCUUCAGUUAAUUUGACUGGAAACUACCAUGCUGCUAUGCUUAAUUAACCUAUAUAUAUUCAGGUAUAGGUUUUUCAUUGUUGAAGAAAUAAUGAUUUGACACAACAGAACAGUUGCCAUGUCGCUCUAAAGAUACUGAGCAAAAAAAACCCAAUCCAAUUAGAACUGCAUUUAAAUGUAAAAUGUGUAAUGCCCUCUUUUCAUUCUCCAGAGUGCUAACCAUUGUGUUGUCAUCAAACAUGGGUUGAAAAAAAAAAAUCUAAUUUGCAUCUUUAUGAAGCAGUAUAUUAUAUUUUCCUCAAAUUUUUUCCUUCAAUCUUUUUUUUCUGUUUGUUUUUUUUGUUUUUACCCUUACGGUCUUUUUUUCCAAUGGUUUGAUUAUUGACUCACAAAUAAGCAAGUAAUACAUUAUAUUUUAAGUUCAAAUUCCGUUUUGCGAUGUUGUUGAGUCUGGAAAUACGUAUCUCUCAAUUUUGUGAGGUUUUAAGUGAGGUUUCUCCUUUUUAUACAAAACACAAAAUGUGGUGAUGGUUUGUCUAGAUAAAAACACAAUUUAGAUUUUAAUUGGAGGGAAACAAUAUUAAACUAAUUUAUUGGAGGAAGAGGAGGCAGCGAGGUUGUUAAAAAUGAUUCAUAAAUGUAAUCAUGUAAUAACAUUUUAUUGGACUUUAAAAUUGCUUUAGUGAUUUCUAAAUGUCAAAUGAUAUCUCGUUAUUUCGAACAGUAAUUUUAUUAUUUUGAUUAUUUUCUCCACAUGCUGAGCGUAUAAAACAAGGGAAUCAUUUGAAAUUACACAUAUUUAUAAUGCGUACCUCCUUACUACUGCAACACUGUGGUGCGACUCAACACUAGGUUUAAAGUUUGUAAGAUUCAGCCUGAAACUGCCUUUUUCAACAGCAGGAUUUAAUACUAAUACGAGCUUGGAUUAUUUACCCCCUGGCCCUUGUUUCAUUAAAUUAAGGAACAAAAGUAGUAAUAAAACCUCUCAUUGUAAUGCAGUUCAUUUCCAAACCAUCACAAACUACAACAACAAAAGUAUGCACAUUGUCUGCCAUGCAUAAAGGCAUUUUGAACAUGUUGAGGUUGACUAAUGCAUGUGGUUCUGUAAGUGUCAUGCAAUGUCAUGGAUAUUUCC